Capsaspora owczarzaki ATCC 30864 is the source of this 2246-nucleotide messenger RNA. RefSeq lists its product as hypothetical. Lineage: Eukaryota; Filasterea; Ministeriida; Capsasporidae. Gene Ontology annotation, biological process: regulation of gene expression. Bases 72 to 2075 code for a protein of 667 amino acids. The transcript has 6 exons. Gene Ontology annotation, cellular component: nucleus. The record is from RefSeq and is a predicted model, not a curated record.
GUUCAUUGUUGAAAUUUCAAAAAACCAGGCCCGCCAGACCUCCCUUUUUGUCAGGACCUUUGCUCUUCAAAAUGGUCAAAACUCCAAUUGUUGCUGCUUCUUCAGCAGCCAGUGCGCAAAAGCGCCGCGCAACGGCUCCUCCGGCUGCUGCUGCGGCCGCCAGCAAGAAGGCCCGCCUGGAGCCCGCGCACCACAAGCACACGCCUCCUGCAUACCCCGACGACGAUGACGACGACGAGGAGCACGACGACGAGCACGUCGAAAAGCAGGCGCACAACGCCGCCGCCUUCAUCUCGGAGUGGAACGACGAUCACGAAGACGAGGAAGAAGAGGAGAACGAAGAAGGAGAAGAAGAGGAGGACGAAGAAGAGGGCGAGGAUCAUGACGAUGACGACGAUGAUGAGCACUCCAAGAGCAAAGCCUUCCCGCCAGAGUUCCAUGCCGACGACAAAGUCAUCUUGGCCAAGCUUGCCCAGGUGUUCGAGGCAGACGAGCAGGCUUCCGUUGACACGAUCGACUGGGAGGCAUUGAAGACGGACAAGCUUUCGGCGUCAGUGAUUCGCGCUCGCUUCACCAAACUUCUCAGCGUGAUCAAAGCUCGCAAGCCCAUCAAGGACAACGUCUUCUUGCUGAGCGUGCUGUUUGGCUGGGCGGUCCAGCAGAACAAGGUGAGCUCCGAGCCUCUGCGCAUCCGCGGCCGUCGCAAGAAGGACGCCAUGGAAAAGGAUCCCAACGCGCCCAAGCGCCCGCCGAACGGCUACGCCCUCUUCGUCAAGAGGCGCCGCGAGUCGCUCAAGCAGAAGCGCACCGACCUCUCUGUGCAGGAAAUCAUCUCCCUGAUUGCCAAGGAGUGGAAGGAGCUCCCUCCCGCCAAAAAGAAGGAGUUUGAGCGUCAAGCCGAGGCCCUUCUCGUCAAGUAUAAGGCAGACAUGGAAGAGUACCUUGCCGAGCAUCCCGAGAUGGCCAAGGUCGCCAAGAACCGUCAAAAGUCCGAGCGUCUCCCUGGCGAACCCCACCGGCCCGCUACCGCCUUCAUCAAGUUCUCGGAAAAGCACCGAGCGGCAGUCCGUGAGCAAAAUCCGAACGUGCCGUACAAGGACAUCGCCAGGCUGCUCGGUGAGCGCUGGAAGAAUCUGACGGAGGAUCAGCGCGAAAAGUUCAAAAAGUCGUACGAGAACGACGUCCGCAAGUACCAGAAGGAGCUCGAGUCUUUCAACGCCGCCAACCCGGAGCUCGUGGCUCAGCGCGAGGCUGCCCGAAAGGAGCGCAAGACGUCGCGUGCCUCGAAGGGCGACGGCGGUGACGACGGCGACUCGCAUCGUCCCAAGCGCCCCAGCCGCCUGACCCCCGAGAUGACCGAUCUGCUCGAGCGCCUGCCGCAGGUCACUGGCAUUACGCCGUACCUCCAGUUCGUCAAGAGCACCCGCGAAACGUACCUCGCCGAUCACGAAGGCAUCAAGUUCUCCGACUUGCAAAAGCAGCUCGGCGAGAAGUGGUCUAGCCUCAAUGCGCGCGAGAAGGCGUACUGGGAGGACGAAGUCAGCGCUGCCAAGAAGAGCGACGAGAGCCGCCGCGUCGCCUUCCUCAAGAGUCUCUCCUUGCACCAGAAGGCUGUUUUGGAAGAGGCCCAGCGUCUCCAGGAGGAGGAAAAGUCCCUCGCCAAGCUCCAGCGAAAGUCGCGCGAAAUCACCAAGAAGCUGGAAGCGAUGCACGUUGCUGACGAGUCUACCUUCGGGACAGCAAAGUCCUCCAUCUCCCCCGCUGCUGCCGCUGCUGCGACUGCUGUGGCAGCCCCCAAGAAGAGCUCGAGCAGCGAGGAGGCAUCGGCCAGCUCGCACACUGACGGGAGCCGCCACUUCUGGGAGGUCCAGGAGGGCAAGGACUGGCAAAAGUGGGACGACGCUUCCUCCAAGCUCGUCAACUCUGCCUACAAGAAGCACAAGAAGGCCGGCGGCUCUGCGGCCGUCGUUUCGCUCUCGAUCAAGAACGUCCCCGUUACGAUCGACUUUAACCGCAUGACCUGCUCCUUCAAGGGCCGCAAGCAGCCCUGCAGCAUUCGCCGCCAGCGACAUUAAACAAGGCGACCAUAAACCGAACAAAAAAAAAAGUGUUUAUCUGAGUAGAAACGUGAGCAAGAGUUUGGGUUUGUUUCACACUUGUUCUUGUUUUGUUGUUGUUUCGUUGUUGUUGUUGUUGUUGUUGUUCUUGUUGUUGUCUUCAAAAAAGAAAGUUAGCCAGCAAAACAA